ACAAAGUGGAGUCCGCGAGCCCGCGGGAGGCGACAGGAGAGGCAGCAGGAGAAGGAGAGCAUGGAGCCGCGGACUGCUCCUCAACUGCGGGACUAAAACUCGCCCAGCAGCCGCCGAGGCAGAGCGACUCGCCGCGCACAGAGACAAACUUCGCCUGGGACUCGAGAGAAAACUGUUGCGAGACUUGUGACGGCGCCUCCGCGAGCAUGGAUACACUUUGGUGCGUUUCCGUGGGACUCGUGCUUCUCCUGUCGGCAGCCUCCGGACAGAAGCCACCAGCUCACAUGGGACGUGCCGAGAAGGGAAGUUGCACUUUCAACGAGGGGUUCUCUCAGUGUGACUACCAACAAGAUCCUUACGAUGACUUUGACUGGACGUACAUCAACACCCAAGAAGUGCCCUAUGUGUCUCCAUUCCUGCCCCAAGGUUCCUACAUGUACGUGGACGUCUCGCAGUACGACGACGGGGAUAAGGCCAGGUUUCAGCUGCCGGUGAUGAAGGAGAAUGACACGCACUGCAUCGACUUCAAUUACCUCCUGACCAGCCCCGAUGGAUCCAGUCCUGGGAUCCUCAACGUUCUGGUCAAGGUCAACAAGGGGCCGCUGGCUAAUCCCAUCUGGAACGUAACCACCUACACUGGUAAAGACUGGAUGAAAGCCGAACUUGCCGUCUCCACCUUUUGGCCCAACGAGUAUCAGGUCAUCUUUGAAGCCGAAGUCUCAGAUGGCAAGGCGGGCUUCAUCGCCGUGGACAACAUCGAGGUGGUCAGCUACCCGUGCGACAAGUCUCCUCAUUUCCUGCGUCUGGGUGACGUGGAGGUGAACGCCGGGCAGAACGCCACGUUUCAGUGUAUCGCCACCGGCAGAGAUACAUCCAACAAUAAACUCUGGCUGCAGAGGAGGAACGGCGACGAUAUUCCCGUGGCCCAGACCAAAAACAUCAACCACCGACGAUUCGCCGCCUCCUUCCACCUCAAUGAGGUCACCAGUCAGGAUCAAGACCUGUACCGGUGUGUCACCCAAUCGGACCUUGGAUCCGGGGUGUCCAACUUUGCCGGUCUCAUUGUCAGAGAACCCCCCCACCCCAUCGCUCCCCCACAGCUGCUGGGUGUUGGUCCCACUUACCUGCUGAUUCAGCUCAACGCCAACUCUAUAUUCGGAGACGGACCGAUCAUCCUGAAGGAGGUUGAGUACCGGAUGACGUCGGGGUCCUGGACAGAGACCCACGCAGUCAACUCUCCAAACUACAAGUUAUGGCAUCUGGACCCAGACACCGAGUACGAGAUCCGAGUCCUGCUCACCAGACCCGGCGAGGGAGGGACGGGAAAACCCGGACCGGCACUCAUCACACGGACCAAAUGUGCUGAACCCAUGCGGACUCCCAAGAGGCUGAAGAUCGCAGAGACCAGGUCCCGUUUGAUCGCCGUGGACUGGGAAUCACUGGGUUACAACAUCACACGCUGUCACACCUUCAACGUCACCAUCUGCUACCAUUACAAGAGCGCCAGCAACCACACCAAAGCGGACUGCCUGGACAUGGAUCCCAAAGCGCCGCGUCACAUUGUCGGGAACCUUCCUCCUUACACCAACGUGAGUCUGAAGAUGAUUCUGACCAAUCCAGAGGGGCGGAAGGAGAGCGACGAGACCAUCAUCCAGACCGAUGAAGACGUCCCUGGUUCAGUUCCCAGCCAGUCGGCCAAAGCGACGCCGUUCGAAGACAGAAUCCUGCUUCACUGGAAGGAACCCUCGGAGCCCAAUGGAAUCAUCAUCCAGUAUGAGAUCAGCUACAUCGGGAUUCGGUCCUUCGACCCGUCGGUGCCGCUGCAGCGCCCGGGACUCACCGUGUCUCUGCCCUCCAACGCCACUCACCACCUGUUCUCUCAACUUCACCCCGGCGUCACAUACCAGCUGUCCAUCCGAGCGUCCACCUCCAAAGGGUUCGGCCCGGCAACCAUCCUCAACGUGACCACCAAUAUUUCCGCCCCGACUAUCGACGAGUACGACGGUUCUGAGGCUUUCCUGAACGAGACCGCAACAACCAUCACUGUUCUGCUGAAACCAGCGCAGGCUAAAGGCGCGCCUAUCAGCGCCUAUCAGAUUGUGGUUCAAGAGGUCAACCCACAGCGCUCACGGCGACAGGCUUCAUCCGACUGCUACAAGGUGCCGGUCUCUUACCACAGCGCAUCCAGCGGAGGAUCCCAGUAUUAUUAUGCAGCCCAGUUGUCCCCCAGCAACCUGCUGGAGCCCCUCCCCUUCACCGUGGGAGACAACAAGACGUACCAGGGUUUCUGGAACCCACCGCUGGCUCCGAGGAAGAACUACAACAUCUACCUUCAAGCUGUGAGCAGCACUGAGCGGGAAACAAAAACACAGUGUGUGAGGCUGGCAACAAAAGGGGCUACGGAGGAGCCAGAGGUCAUCCCCGACCCCGCCAAACAGACGGACCGGGUGGUGAAGAUCGCCGGGAUCAGCGCCGGCGUCUUGGUCUUUAUCCUGCUGGUGCUGGUAGCCAUCCUAUUGGUCAAGAAAAGGAGGACCUACUAUUCAUACUCUUAUUACCUGAAGCUCGCUAAAAAGCGCAAGGACGUCAUCGGCACCACGCGGCAGGAAAUGACCCACAUGGUCAACGCCAUGGACCGUAGCUACGCCGACCAGAGCACCCUGCACGGAGACGACCCCAUGGCCGUCACCUUCAUGGACUCCCACAACCACACCAACAGAUUGCCCAACGAUCCGCUGGUGCCCACCGCCGUGUUAGUUCCCAUCACAGACGAGAACCACACCGCCUCGGCGGCUGAGAACAGCCGGCUCCUGGACGUCCCGCGGUACCACUGCGAAGGAACGGAGUCUCCGUACCAGACGGGCCAGCUGCACCCGGCCAUCAGAGUGGCCGACCUGCUGCAGCACAUCAACCUGAUGAAGACGUCCGACAGCUACGGCUUCAAGGAGGAGUACGAAUUGGUGAUUCAGAGCUUUUUCGAGGGUCAGUCGGCCACCUGGGACGUCGCCAAGAAGGACCAGAACCGCACCAAGAACCGCUACGGCAAUAUCAUAGCAUAUGACCACUCGAGGGUUAUCCUGCAGCCCAUCGAAGACGACCCCUCCUCCGAUUACAUCAACGCCAACUACAUCGAUGUAAGUGGAAACGCAUCGAAUGCUACUAUUGGCUCCCAACGAAACCAACGAAACCACACUCCCUCGCUCAUUUGGCUGUACAGGGAUGGAUACCAGAGACCAAGUCACUACAUUGCCACUCAGGGCCCGGUUCAUGAGACUGUCUAUGACUUCUGGAGGAUGGUGUGGCAGGAGCAGUCGGCCUGUAUCGUCAUGGUAACCAACCUGGUGGAGGUCGGAAGGGUGAAGUGCUACAAGUACUGGCCCGACGACGCCGAGGUGUACGGAGACUUCAAAGUGACGUUCGUGGAAGUGGAACCCCUGGCUGAAUACGUGGUCCGGACCUUCACGCUGGAGAGGCGCGGCUUCAACGAGGUGCGGGAGGUCAAGCAGUUCCACUUCACCGGCUGGCCCGACCACGGAGUCCCGUACCACGCCACAGGACUGCUGUCCUUCAUCCGCAGGGUCAAGAUCUCCAACCCUCCAUCAGCCGGGCCCAUUGUGGUCCACUGCAGCGCCGGAGCCGGACGCACUGGCUGCUUCAUCGUCAUCGACAUCAUGCUGGACAUGGCGGAGCGAGAAGGUGUGGUGGACAUAUACAACUGCGUAAAGGCUCUCCGCUCUCGGAGGAUCAACAUGGUACAGACUGAGGAGCAGUACAUCUUCAUCCACGACGCCAUCCUGGAGGCCUGCCUCUGCGGGGAGACCGCCAUCCCCGUCUGCGAGUUCAAGGCCGCCUUCUACGAGCUGAUCCGCAUCGACUCGCAGACCAACUCCUCACACCUGAAGGACGAGUUCCAGACCUUGAACUCCGUGACCCCCCAGCCGCAGCCCGAGGACUGCAGCAUCGCCCUGCUGCCUAGAAACCAGGACAAGAACCGCUUCAUGGACGGCCUCCCCCCGGACCGAUGCCUGCCCUUCCUCAUCACGAUCGACGGCGAGAGCAGCAACUACAUCAACGCCGCUCUGAUGGAUCUGUCAGAAGAGUUCCAGAGCUACCGACAACCCGCCGCCUUCAUCGUGACCCAGCACCCGCUGCCCAACACCGUCAAGGACUUCUGGCGCCUGGUCUACGACUACGGCUGCACCAGCCUGGUGAUGCUCAACGAGAUCGACCUGGCUCAGGGUUGUCCCCAGUACUGGCCAGAGGAGGGCAUGCUGCGCUACGGCCCGGUCCAGGUGGAAUGUAUGUCCUGCUCCAUGGACUGUGACAUCAUAAGCCGCUUGUUCAGAGUCUGCAACCUCACCAGGCCCCAGGAGGGCUACCUGAUGGUGCGCCACUUCCAGUACCUGGGGUGGGCGGGGCAUAGGGAGGUCCCCGCCUCCAAGCGCUCCUUCCUGAAGCUGAUCCUGCAGGUGGACCAGUGGCAGCGUGAGGGGGAGGAGGGAGAAGGGAGAACCAUCGUCCACUGCCUGAACGGCGGCGGCCGCAGCGGGGUCUUCUGCGCCAGCAGUAUCGUGUGUGAAAUGGCCAAGCGGCAGAGCGUGGUGGACGUCUUCCACGCCGUCAAGACUCUGAGGAACAGCAAGCCCAACAUGGUGGACACCCCGGAGCAGUACCGCUUCUGCUACGACCUGGCGCUGGAGUUCAUCGAGUCCUCCUAAGAUGGGAGCGCCUCCUCAGUGCCAGCCGGCCCCGCGUGGUCCGGGGCCCCUGGAAAUCCACAGGACGCCCAGCUGCAGUUUUCCCUCUCCACGCUAGGUGUCACUGUUUCCCCCGUGGCUCCCCUGACAUGAGUAAACCCACCAGUGUCUGGCAUGUUGUCACGGUGCCGUUUCUCUCUGCCUCACCGCCUUGAUUCUCCUUUCACUGUUAGCGCGCCACCCACAGACUGAACGCCUUUUCUUCUGUUAACGUUUUCAUGAACUUUACUAAACCGUGUCAAACCGUGUGACUUGUAUCGUGGUGAGUUUCUUGUUUAUGUGGCACUCAUCUGCUGGCCGUGAGGUCGCCGUGUCCCGGGCUGGGCCCAGCGCACCGUCAGCCCAGGAGCGUGGAGCCCACCCCUGGCUGAAUCUGCCACCGGACACCCUUUCUUGUCUUUUCUUUCUUCAUAAGCCAAAGACUUGGUGUAAAUAUGUCUAUACGGAUGAAGCACAUUGUUUGUAUUUAUUGUUUGUUUACUUGCUUGUAAGAACAAUCAUUCUCCAUUCCAUGUUUACGGCACGACUCCCGGGAACGACGCCGUGCACUCGAGCAGUUCCAGUAUGGAGCCGCUGUGGUUGGCUUCUCCGCAGCGCUUCACCAUCCAACACUUGUUUUUUUAUGCCCGUGUUGUGUCACGGUCGGCAGCAUCCACACCACCACGGACCUAUUCCCAACACCUCAGGCGACAUUUUAAGCCCCAAACCGAGUUUUAAGUAUCCGUUUACUUUACUAAUACUUGACUUUGCGUGACAAGCUACACUGCGUCCAACGGAUUUCAUUCGAGCUCAUCUGCGUUGUACUCUUUAUUCUGCUGGUGCUGAGGUCAGGAGCAACACGUAAAGCUCCAGAGAGCGUGAGACAGGAAGUGGACGACAGGAAGCGCCCAGUGUGUUGCAGAAUACUCCGGCGGUCGUGUGGAUGAAGCCCGUAUAUGAUUUGUGCCUACUCACUCUACCGCUACAAGCAUUUGAACACCAACGAUCACGUCGAUGGCGUUUUAAAGUACAUUUAAUGUGUUUAUUUUGGACCAUUUGGUUGUUGAAUGGUUUCAGAGCUGGUGCCACUUGUGUUUGCACACCAUAAAAAAUGUUGUAAAUAAGCUCUGUGCAGCAGUUAGCGCAGGUCAGAGGAUGCUAUUGUACAGAGACCAUCCCCAGGAACGACCUCUGUUGACGGGUGCAGCUCAGAACUUCGGGGUUCUGGCCGUAGAUGUAAAAAAAAAAAAUGCCUGAGAUUGUAACUCCUGUCGGGUUUUGUUACCAGAGAACUUUAAUGGAUGUUUAUUCUGUUGUUGGUGGGAAAGGUUGGGACCUGAGCGGAGUGGGCGGAGCCAAGAUCCCACCACCUUUUUCCCUCCGAGUUCAGAGGCCAGUCGCAAUUCUAGCGCUAAUAGUCCACGAUUUAUUCUUGUCUGUAAUGUUUGGCUUCUUUGCUGUAAUAAAUGACCACUUCUUUUAAUAAACACAACCCAAAGGCCUCUUUGCUUCGUUGUAGCUUU
This is a messenger RNA of Synchiropus splendidus (mandarinfish), 6259 nucleotides long. RefSeq names its product protein tyrosine phosphatase receptor type K (gene ptprk). Bases 207 to 4718 code for a protein of 1503 amino acids. Gene Ontology annotation, biological process: protein dephosphorylation. The record is from RefSeq and is a predicted model, not a curated record. The transcript is spliced from 42 exons. NCBI's taxonomy places the organism in Eukaryota, Metazoa, Chordata, Actinopteri, Syngnathiformes, Callionymidae. Gene Ontology annotation, molecular function: protein binding; protein tyrosine phosphatase activity. Gene Ontology annotation, cellular component: membrane.